UGUUUUGAUAUUGAAGCGCGCUUCCGAUUUGGUUUGAAAAUGGAACGAUAUUGCCGGAUUUGUAUGCGGAACGACCUGGACCAGGAUGAGAUGGUUUCGUUAUUUUGUGAGCGAAAAGGUGAAGUCGUUGCCAAUAUGAUCAUAGAUUGCGCUGAUGUGAUGGUUUCGCACGACGACAACCUGCCCGAUUAUGUGUGUCCAGAUUGUCUCGAACGAUUGGUGGAUGCAUUUACUUUACGAAAACUGAUCCGCGAGUCGGAGGGUGCUCUGCAAUCGUUAGCUAUUCAAAUGAAGGCAGAAAACGCUGGAGAAAUCCCGGAAGAUCCUUUGCAAAUGGAAAGGGUGCAAAUCAUCAGUGAGCAAUCGAUUGCGAAAGGGUCUGCUGCCAGUGUGGGUAAAAGUACAACAUAUCCCACAACAGAUCAGAUUGAAAGCGUCGAGACAUUUGAAACUUAUAAAGUGAUUCGACUACGUGGGGUUCGGUGCUGCGGUUGUCAGGAGAUUCUGUCAUCGAAAAAUGAUUUGGUCGAGCACAGCCAUCAGGAACACUCACAUCGUGCGGCUUCCAACAGUAGGGAUCAGGCGGUGUUUCAAUGUCCAACAUGCUUUGAACGGUUCCAGAACAGAAUGAAGCUGUUGAACCACACAAAGAAUUACGAAUCGAAUGAAAUCUAUCAUUGCACCGUGUGUGAUAUUUUAUUCGAUAUAAAAUACCGUCUGUUACAACAUCAGAACCUAAGCAAAGCACAUCAAGUUGUCGCGGUCGAUGGAACGUUCACUGAUCACCCGGAUGAAGGCAGCUCUAAGAUAGUGCCGAAGGAAAAGAAACGCAAUCAGUCGAGGAAACGCGUAGGUAAGGAACUCACCUAUCCCGAUGCCGAAUUCAUUCUUUGCAUCGACGAAACACAAGAAUACCAGGUAAUCCAUUUGGGAGGAGAACGCUGCUGUGGAUGCGAUAUGAUGUUCCAUAGCUACCAGGAUUUGAUAGACCAUUGCAGUGAAAUACAUCCGCGAAAAGAUGGCGAAGAUGCUACCUAUGAGUGCAUUCUAUGCUUCGAAAAGUUUGAUCAAGUACAAUCAUACAAUCGUCACAGAUCAGCUCGAGUACAGAGAGAGAUCUACUACUGCAAAUUUUGUGAUGUGGUGAUCGACAUAAAGUUCCGAUUUGACCAACACUUGAAAACUAGCGUCGCUCAUCAAGCUGCUGUUGAGAAAGCUGGUAUAACAUCAAUCUUUCCCAAGGAAGAAAAACCGGUUAACGAACUUCGAACGUUGGAAAAUCAUAUUGAAGUCUUGGAGAUAGAUGGCAUACGUUGCUGUGGUUGUGAGUUUGUGUGCAACAGCAGACAAGAACUAGAGGAUCAUUCAGAAGAGAGACAUGGGUUCGAAAAAGAUAAAUCGAACAACAGUAAGGACUUUGAAUGCGAUAUCUGUUUCAAAUGUUUCUCAAACCUUGGCCUGUUUACAUGUCAUAGGAAUCUUGCUCUGCAAAGAACAGUCUACAGAUGUAAAUACUGCGAUAUGCAGUCCGAAAUUAAAUAUCGGAUUCUGCAACAUGUGGCGGGAAGUGCUCAUCAAAUUGAAGACCAAAAGGAACCCAUCUCUGAAGCUGAGCCAAAGAUCUACAAUUGCUGUUUUGUAAAGUGUGCGAUCACGUUUGAAGAUCCGAAUGAUCUGUUGGAUCACGUGGAAGAGCACCAUGCUUCAAAGCGACGUGAGAAUGCUCAGGAACGAGAAUCAAAUGCCUUUAUAUGCUAUGUGUGUCACAAAAGUUUUAAAAAUGAGCGUUCAUUGCAAAGCCACCAGUUUCCUAAGAAGACCGAAACUCAGAACGUAUGUUCGACAUGUGGUGCAAGCUUCCUUUAUUUGUCGGCAUUAAUCAAUCACGAAAAGAUGCACACCGGAAUAAAAGAAUACCAGUGUGAUAUAUGCGACAAGGCGUUUUUCGACGAGCGGGCCUUACGGGUGCACAAAGUGUGCCACAAUGAAGAGCGACCGUAUGUGUGCGAUGUUUGUUCAAAAUCGUUUCUUCGGAAGGGUAAUUUGAGAGUCCACAAGCGUUGCCACUCGGAAAGCAUAUGGGACUGUCCGCAUUGUUCAGGGAAAUAUAAAACGAAACAGUCUCUAACGCUUCACAUCCGAAGUCAUACAGGGGAGAAACCGUUCGAGUGUCGAUACUGUACUAAUCGAUAUAGCCACUCGACUGACCGGAACCGACAUGAAAUGGCCGCACAUACCAAGGUGCGUCCGCACAAGUGUCCUCACUGUGAUAUGACGUUUAUCCGGAAGCGACAACUUACGCUGCACGAACGCAUCCACACGGGAGAACGGCCCUACACGUGUCACAUUUGUGACCGGACGUUCGUUCAGUCAACUUACCUGAAGAAGCAUUUGGCAACCCACGAGAAGCAUGGGACACACAUAAAGGAAACGGAAUACAUGAUCAAAGUCUUACCGGAGGAGAGCGAGACGAACUAUGAAGUUGUGGAGAUGCUCGAGGACGAAGCGGAUUUCGAAGACGAGCAAAACUAUGAUGAGGAAGAUAAUAUGUAACACUUGUUAUGAGAUUGGUUACUUUCGAUACCUACUAC
This is a messenger RNA of Ochlerotatus camptorhynchus, 2591 nucleotides long. RefSeq names its product zinc finger protein 84-like. The coding region runs from base 40 to 2553 and encodes 837 amino acids. The record is from RefSeq and is a predicted model, not a curated record. Gene Ontology annotation, biological process: regulation of transcription by RNA polymerase II. Gene Ontology annotation, molecular function: DNA-binding transcription factor activity, RNA polymerase II-specific; RNA polymerase II cis-regulatory region sequence-specific DNA binding; zinc ion binding. The transcript is spliced from 4 exons. Lineage: Eukaryota; Metazoa; Arthropoda; Insecta; Diptera; Culicidae. Gene Ontology annotation, cellular component: nucleus.